Drosophila virilis is the source of this 3846-nucleotide messenger RNA. Its product is annotated as trichohyalin. The record is from RefSeq and is a predicted model, not a curated record. Lineage: Eukaryota; Metazoa; Arthropoda; Insecta; Diptera; Drosophilidae.
AUGGGAAUCAAUGGACUACCCUACACUGUCAUCAGUGACGUCACAGGCUCAGUUGGUCUAACUGAAUUUCAUUCAUAAAAUGCUUAAAUUGAAAACAGCUCUCACACAUUAGAACCACUUGAGCGGAGUUGGUGCUGAAGUCGUUCGCCUUGGCCAAAGCGCAGUGGUGCACAUGUGCGAUAAGCGAAAUCGAAUCAAUCAACGGGAAAUUGAGGUUCAUUUGGAAUACUGCGUCUCAAGCGCUGCGUGGGCGUUGCCGUACAGAGUCCUGGGCUAAACUUUUGGUAUAAAUAGACGGCACGGCAACUGGAUAAGUCAUUCGAGCUUCGAAGCUUGCUGAAGUAACGGCUACCAGAGAGACCACAUCAAUUCCCAGACCGGUGCCGAUAAUUGUAGCUGAAAGACGCCUUCGCUUGGGAGUAACUACAACGCCAGGAUGGCCGCUAACCCACAAUGGCUGAGGCUUAACUUUCUUGUACUCCUUCUGCAACUGGGCAGCUUGGACUUUGCCCAGGCCAACAACCAGGCAUGCAGCACCCGCCAGCAGCAGUGUCCUAUACAACCAUUGCAUCGGUUGAUGGAAGAUCGCCGAAGCGAGAUGGAUGAAUACGACGAGCAUCUUGUUUAUAGACAACAAAGUGAGCGCAUUGGAAAGCUUGAGGAUCGCAGCAGCCGGUUGAAUCGAGAAGACAAUCUGCAGACUGAACGUUCUUCUCGGCAAGAGGAGAACGAGCUGUCACGACGACUAGAGCGGGAGGAACGUGUACAGUUGGAUGCUCGUGAAGACCGCCGAAUGGAAAUUCAACGGGAGGAACGUGCAGAUCUCCGAAGAGAAGAACGCGCCGAUUUUCGUCGAGAAGAACGUGAAGUUCUCCGAAGAGAAGAACGAGCCGAUUUUCGUCAAGAAGAACGUGAAGAUCUUCGAACAGAGGAUCGCGCCGAUUUUCGUCAAGAAGAACGUGAAGAUCUCAGAAGAGAAGAACGCGCCGAUUUUGCCCGAGAAGUACGCAAUGAAUUCCGAAGAGAACACGUUGAUUUUCGUCGAAAAGAGCGCGAAGAUCUCCGAAGAGAAGAACGCGCCGAUUUUCGCCAAGAAGAACGUGAAGAUCUCCGAAGAGAGGAGCGUGUCGAUUUUCGUCAAGAAGAACGUGAGGAUCUCGAAAGAUUAGAACGCGCCGAUUUUGCCCAAGAAGAACGCAAUGGUCUUCGAAGAGAUGAACGCGCCGAUUUUCGUCAAGAAGAGCAUGAAGAUCUCCGAAGAGAAGAACGCGCCGAUUUUCGUCAAGAAGAACGCGGGGAUCUACGAAGAGAGGAACGUGCCGAUUCUCGUCAAGAAGAACGCGAAGCUCUGCGAAGAGAAGAACGAGCCGAUUUUCGUAAAGAAGACCGUGCUGAGCUCCGAAGAGUCGAAGCGACUGAUUUUCGCCAAGUAGAGCGCGAUGAUAUCCGAAGACAAGAUCGAAGCAAUCUUCGUCAAGGAGUACGAGAUGCAUCCCGACGACAAGAGCGUGAAGAUGAAUUUAAUCGACGUGAGGAGCUUAAUAGCCGGCGUGAGGAACGAGAUGUUUCCCGAAGACAAGAGCGUGAAGACGGGCAAUUAAAUCGACAAAAUGAAAGCUCUUUCCGACUAGUGCGAGAAGAUCUUCAACAGUUAGAUACUCGAGCUGCACAAAGAAACGAUCGAUCCCUGCGCGAGGAGCGCGAGGCCAACCAACAGAUGGACCGCGAUGAUCGUCGCCGUGAAGAAAGGGUUGAACGUGUCGAUACAGAGCGUAUGGAAAGGGGAGUGAGUCGGGAGGAGAUGCGACGAGUGGAGACUGACCCGGUUCACCAAGAAAGUGAACGUCGUGAGCAUAAAUCUAUUGACCUGGAAGUACGGCGUAUUGAUAUCUCUCAACGUGAGGAUGCAAGACAGGAGCAAUCCAACGAUCUUACACGGCAAAAACGAGUUGAACGCUUAAAUACAGAACGUCUGGAAAGGCGAGUCAGUCGAGAGGAUAUGCGGCAGUCGGAACAUGAUGUAACGCACAGGCAGGAUCGGGAAAAUCGUGAGCGUAAUGUCGACGACAUAGAGCGCAUCAAUCUCUUUCGACGUGAAGAACGUGAUGAUCGCCGUCGGGAGAAGCAAGAUGAUUUUCGUCGGGCGGAACGUAAUGACCUCCUACGUGAAGAACGAGACGUUUUCCGACGUGAGGAACGAGAUGUAUCUCGAAGAGAGGAGCGCAAAGAACGCGACAAUGUGGAUGUUGGGUAUGAAAAUCGACAUAAUGAACGAGAAGGUUUGCGACAGGCAGAACGAGAUGUGUUUCGAAGACAGGAUCGGGAAGAACGCGAUCUUGUAAACACUGAGCAACUGGAAAGGCGAAUGAAUCGAGACGGUAUGCGACGGAAGGAAACCGAAUUAACACGAAGGCAGGAAAGAGAAAACAGGUUGGAUUCUCGUUAUGGUGAAAAAAUUGAUCAGGUUGAAGUUCGAAGGGAAGAGCCAUCUCGCCGUGAGGAACGAGCUGUAUCUCGAAGACAUGAUCGUGAAGAUCGAGAUCCGAUUCGCCAUACUACUUACACAGAAGUGCGGCGAGAUGAUUUCUCUCCACAUGAGGAGCGUGAUGAUCGCCGACGUGAGGAACACGACAAUCUGCGACAUACAAGUCAAAGACAAGAGCGUGUGGAUGUGGAGCAACGAGGGCUGCAAGUAAAUCGAAGAGAGAAUGUGCUGACACGACGACAGGAACGAGAUGAGCUCAAGAGGGUCGAUACUCGUAGCCGUUUAGACACACGACAAGAACAGCUUUACCGACGUGAAGAACGUGAUGAUCACAGACAAGAGGAUGGAGACGCUAACCGACAGGUGGAACGAGAGGAACGUGUCGACGCGAAACGCAUGGAAAGGCAUGUGAGUCGUGAAGCCAUGCGACGAAUGGAGGACGACCUAGCACAAAGACAGGAACAGGAAAAUCGGGAGCGUAAUGCAAAUGACAUCGAAGCACGACGCGGUGAUCUCUCUCGUCGUGAGCAGCGCGAUGAUCGCCGACAAGACGAGCGCGACCAUCUCCGACGUGAGGAACGUGGCAAUCUUCUACGAAGGGAACGUGUGGAUGCGGAGCGCAUAGAAAGGCGAGAUAAUCGAGAGGAUGUGCGACGGAAGGUGAAAGAUGUGACACAAAGGCAGGAACGAGUCAAUCGUCAGCCCAAUGCCAAUGACGAGCAAACCCGGCGCAACCAUCCUCGACGCGAGGAGCGUGAUAUAUCGGCAAGACAAGAGCGGGACGCCGAUCUACGUCUAGAUAAUCUUAACCGGGAACAACGCGUUAGCUUCCGACAAGAGGCGAGUGAUAAUCUUAUUAGUCGUGAAAAUCUGGAAGACAGCAGGUUGAGUGCCCAACGGCGACAGGAACGAGACUUAUCCGAACUGUAUGUAAAAAAGAAUCGGGAAAACAAAAAGCCCAGCAUCUGGAUAAGCAACAACUACACCAAACAAGGACUCUUGAUAACUGGCCAAGCGCUGAUAUUGCUAGUACUGUAUUCCAAGUUGACCAACCAUAAGGGACAGCAUCUUGGAAACCGACUGGCUGAACAUAUCCAGGGCUUUCUGCAUCCCGUCGAAUGCUAAGAUACUAAACGAAGGCUUAACGAUAAACCUGAUAUACUGAAACGCAUAAAGUACCUAGGAACCCUAUGUCCCCCAAUACCGUACAACCUAAUGAGCAACGAGUUUAAGGCCGAGAGUGGAUCUGAGAUGUAUCUGUAAACGCAUUGUACAAUUUAUUCCAACUGUUACUGAAACUGUAAUCUACACUGAACUACAAACAAAUAUAAGUUAUACAUAGUUGAGCAUAUGCAAAGCGA